AUGAGCCAGAGGAACUCAACAGUGCCAGCUGAAUUCAUUCUGACAGAAAUCACAUACAAGCCUGAGCUGCAGCUUCUUGUUUUGGGGGUCAUCCUAGUCAUCUACGGAGUCGCCGUGAUAGGCAACCUGAGCCUCAUCAUUUUGACCAAGCUGGACUCUCACCUUCACACACCCAUGUAUUAUUUUAUCAGACACUUGUCUUUCAUUGAUCUUGGUAACUGUACUGUCAUUUACCCCAAGAUGAUGAUGAAUUUAGUAGAGGAUCAAAAUGUCAUUUCCUACUAUGCUUGUGCGACACAGAUGGCGUGCUACAUUGCUUUUAUUAUCAGUGAACUUUUUAUGUUGUCUGUAAUGGCUUAUGAUCGCUAUGUGGCCAUCUGCAAUCCUCUGCUCUACAGUGUGAUCAUGUCUGAGAGACGCUGCCAUGUGCUGGUGAGCAUCCCAUAUCUCUAUAGUAUCUUCCAGGCUGUGAUGAUAACUAGUAAGAUUUUUACCUCAACUUUCUGCGGAUCUAAUGUCAUUCGCCAUUUCUACUGUGACAAUGUCCCUGUGUUACCAUUACUGUGUUCAAAAGCACGGGAUAUAGAAUUGAUGAUCAUAUUAUUAUCAGCACUCAAUUUGAUCUCCUCCCUCUUCAUUAUCUUAGUCUCUUACCUUCUGAUUGUAUUGGCCAUAUACGGGAUACAUUCGGCCGAAGGAAGAAAAAAGGCUUUCUCGACUUGUGGUUCUCAUCUGACUGUCGUGGUAGUAUUUUAUGGGACUCUGCUUUUCAUGUACUUACAGCCCAAAUCCACCCACUCCUUUGAAACAGAUAAAAUAGCCUCGGUGUUUUAUACUUUAGUGAUUCCCAUGCUUAAUCCCUUGAUCUACAGCUUUAGAAACAAAGAAAUGAGAAAUGCCAUUCGAAGAGUCUUGAAGAACUGA
Acomys russatus (golden spiny mouse) is the source of this 924-nucleotide messenger RNA. RefSeq names its product olfactory receptor 8K5-like. The transcript has a single exon. Gene Ontology annotation, cellular component: membrane. The record is from RefSeq and is a predicted model, not a curated record. Bases 1 to 924 code for a protein of 307 amino acids. Gene Ontology annotation, molecular function: odorant binding; olfactory receptor activity; G protein-coupled receptor activity. NCBI's taxonomy places the organism in Eukaryota, Metazoa, Chordata, Mammalia, Rodentia, Muridae. Gene Ontology annotation, biological process: G protein-coupled receptor signaling pathway; sensory perception of smell.